AUGGAACAUCAAGUCCAGAGUCUAGUCCUAGUCGACAAUGAGUGGGUUUCGAGGCCUCACGACGUAUAUCACAUCAUGGCUGGCGCCCACCAACAAGACACUGACAUGCCGGAUGCCAUUGCCAAGCCCACGGCUGAGGUGCCUGAAUACGGCGUCCUUUCGCGAACCCUCUUCUCCACACCUCUGAUCAAGUUCGUUCUACCAGCAAACAUUCGUCAUAAAGACCACAACGAUGUCGUGCUGGUCGGUGAGGACUCCGUCCAGCUCAAGGAAAUCCGUGACUACGGCCAGCUCCGUCAUGUCGCCACCAAGACAGACUUCAAGGGCGCCCGUAUAGUAGCAGCCAAGGUAUUUGGUGAUCCUCGUGAAGUGCCUACCACCAGGGGCACAGGCAGUCCGCUUCCUAGACAGCAUGUCAGGCAUAGAACAAGACGAUCAAUGACGGGAGACGAGGCGAACCUGUUGCCUCCAGAGGUCAUUGUACUGACCCUCUCGUCCAGGAGUCUAAUGCUCCUCUGGGCGCGAACAGCGCAAACAGGCGCCGUGACGUUUACACAUAAAACCAUCAGACUUCCUGCUAGCCAUUCGCGCACCGACCGCAUGGGCACAUUCCUCGCCAUCGAUAUCAAGCGGCGAGCCAUGGCAGUUGCUGCGUAUGAUGGACGAUUUAUACUCUACAAGACCAAGUCCAUGGAAAGAUGGCGCAUGGACAGUCGUACAAAUAUCGAUGCUACACCCAUUGAGGAUGAACGAAUCAUCAACAUUGAUGGCAAUAUUAUGCAUAUGAGCUUCCUCUCUUCGGGAGGUGGAGUGGACGACCAUCAUGUCGUGCUUUUGUUCAUCGUCGCACAUCAAAACAAGACAAAGAUUACAUGCUUCGACUGGGAUUCUAGACAGGACCUUUCAAAGGCUGCUGUGCGUACGGAACGUGUCCUCUUGGACUUUGGUAUGGAAUGGACUGCUCACACCUGCGAAGGAGGCUAA
Messenger RNA from Plenodomus lingam JN3, 984 nucleotides. Lineage: Eukaryota; Fungi; Ascomycota; Dothideomycetes; Pleosporales; Leptosphaeriaceae. The record is from RefSeq and is a predicted model, not a curated record.